Rhopalosiphum padi (bird cherry-oat aphid) is the source of this 1134-nucleotide messenger RNA. RefSeq lists its product as uncharacterized. Lineage: Eukaryota; Metazoa; Arthropoda; Insecta; Hemiptera; Aphididae. The record is from RefSeq and is a predicted model, not a curated record. The transcript has a single exon. The coding region runs from base 1 to 1134 and encodes 377 amino acids.
AUGUCUUUUUUGGGUAUUGACUCUCAAUUAAGAACUAAUGAAUCUUUUCGCUCAAAAAGUGAUGAUUCUUAUCACAAAUGUUCUUGUCCAUUUGAAGUAUUUCCUAUCGAUAUGACUUCAGUUUUUGUAUUAGAUUAUAUGCAUAAUGUUUGCCAAGGAGUAAUGAAAAGAUUAUUAUAUUUUUGGAAAAGUGGCCAAAAACCUGUACAAUUUUUGAAUACUGAUCUUGAACAUCAAAUUUCAACUGAACAAGUAAAUUUUCAACCACAUUUUCCAUCUGAGUUCAGUAGAUUGCCCAGAUCAUUAGAUGAACUAGAAUUUUGGAAGGCAACUGAAUACCGUACUUUUUUGUUAUAUACUGGUCCAAUUUUAUUAAAAUGUAGAUUAAAAUCAUCCCUGUAUAACCAUUUUUUACUUUUACAUUGUGCUAUUAAAAUACUAAUAUCUGUUGAAACUUGUUUAAUCUAUAAUGACUUGGCAAAUAAUUUAUUAAGAAAAUUUGUCACUGAGUAUCCUGAACAUUAUGGAAAUGAAUAUGUUACAUAUAAUGUUCAUGGUCUUGUACACAUAGCUAAUUUUGUUAAGAUUCAUGGUCCACUUGAUAAUUUUAGUGCAUUUAAAUUUGAAAAUUUUUUACAAAUUAUAAAAAAAACUGUUCACAGUUCUAAAUACCCUCUUCAAGACGUAUACAACCGAAUUCUCGAACAAAAUAUGUACUUAGAAAAUAAUAUUAAAUACCCUAUACUUAAAAAGGAAAUCGAUUUUAACUAUUCAACUCACCAAGAUAUAACCGCUACAUUAUAUGAACAAGUUUUACUAAAAAACUUCAAAGUUAGUUCUACUAAAGAACGUGAUAAAUAUUUUUUUUUAUUUAAUUGUUGUGCUAUUGUUUCUAUUGAUAAAAUAAUUAAAGACUCAUCUGGUCAUAUAAUGCUUGAGGCUACUAAAUAUGAAAAUUUAUCUCCUAUGUUUAAUAGCCCAAUCUCAUCACUUUUAAUUGGAAACUUUCUGGUAAAUACUGAAAUUAAAAUUCCAAAAUGUUUAGUUGAAUUAUCAAAUUUAAAAUAUAAGUGUUUGUUUUUCCAUACAUCAGAAAAUCAAGCUGUAGCUUUGAAUUUACUUCAUACAGAAUAA